CAAGCUGCGCGCUGAGCAGGCUCCGACUGCUGGGGCGAUGAGCAGCAGUUGACUGACUAGGUUUUGGGGCUACUGCAGUUAGCAUGAGCAGGUGCGGGCUUUUCCUGCGCAGGGCGGCGGCGGCGGGGCGAGCCUGCCGGGCUCUCGUGGCCUUCACGGCGAGUCGGCGCCCGCUGCGAACCAGUCCCCAGAGUCGAGCUUUCGCCAAGGAGCUCUGCUUGGGCAAAAUUGAGAAGAACGGAGUUUUCCCAUUUCCAGAAGUGAGCCAAGAUGAACUUAAUGAAAUCAAUCAGUUAGUGAAACCUGUCGAAAAAUUCUUCAUCGAAGAGGUGGACCCUCAAAAAAUUGACCGGGAGGGAAAAAUCCCAGAUGACACUUUAGAGAAACUGAAGAGCCUGGGGCUUUUUGGGAUGCAGAUCCCAGAAGAAUAUGGUGGUCUGGGCCUCUCCAACACCAUGUAUGCGCGGCUGGGGGAGACCAUCAGCCUGGAUGGGUCCAUUACCGUCACCCUCACGGGGCACCAGGCCAUCGGCCUCAAGGGGAUCAUCUUGGUUGGCACCGAGGAGCAGAAGGCCAAAUACCUGCCCAAGCUGGCAUCUGGGGAGCAUAUUGCCGCCUUCUGCCUCACAGAGCCAGGCAGUGGAAGUGAUGCCGCCUCCAUCCAGACCAGAGCCACGUUAAGUGAAGACAAGAAGCACUACAUCCUCAAUGGCUGCAAGGUCUGGAUCACUAAUGGAGGUCUGGCCAGUAUUUUCACUGUGUUUGCAAGGACUGAGGUGGCCGAUUCCGAUGGCUCAGUAAAAGACAAAAUCACAGCAUUCAUAGUUGAAAGAGACUUUGGUGGAAUCACUAAUGGGAAGCCUGAAGACAAAUUAGGCCUUCGGGGUUCCAACACUUGUGAAGUCCAUUUUGAAAACACCAAAGUGCCCAUCCAAAAUGUCCUUGGAGAAGUUGGAGGUGGCUUUAAGUUGGCCAUGAACAUCCUCAACAGCGGGCGCUUCAGCAUGGGCAGCAUAGUGGCUGGAAUGAUCAAGAAAUUGAUUGAAUUGACUGCUGAAUAUGCCUGCACAAGAAAGCAGUUCAACAGGAAACUGAGUGAAUUCGGAUUAAUCCAGGAAAAGUUCGCUCUGAUGGCUCAGAAGGCUUACGUGAUGGAAAGCAUGGCCUACCUUACCGCGGGGAUGCUGGACCAGCCAGGGGUUCCAGACUGCUCCAUCGAGGCAGCCAUGGUGAAGGUGUUCAGCUCCGAGGGUGCCUGGCAAUGUGUGAGCGAGGCACUGCAGAUCCUGGGGGGCUUGGGCUACAUGACGGACUACCCCUAUGAGCGCAUGCUGCGCGAUGCCCGCAUCCUCCUCAUCUUCGAGGGAACCAACGAGAUCCUCAGGCUGUUCAUUGCUCUGACAGGCCUGCGGCAUGCUGGCCGCAUCCUGACCGGAAAGAUGAAUGAGCUUAAGUGGGGCAAUGUGGGCGUAGCCAUGGGGAUCAUUGGCCAGAAGCUUCGGGACGCUCUGUGCCAAACCGUGAACAUGGGACUGACAGGCAAACUUGGACUGGUGCACCCUAGUCUGGAGGACAGUGCAACCAAGCUUGAGCAGAACGUGUAUUACUUUGGCCGAACUGUUGAGUCACUGCUUCACCGCUUUGGAAAGAGCAUCGUGGACGAGCAGCUGGUGCUGAAGCGGGUGGCCAACAUCCUCAUCAACAUGUAUGGCAUGACGGCUGUGCUGUCACGGGCCAGCCGUUCCAUCCGUACUGGGCUCCGGGACCACGACCAAGAGAUUCUGUUGGCCAACAUGUUCUGUGUGGAAGCUUAUUUUCAGAAUCUCUUCAGCCUCUCUCAGCUGGAAAAGAAUGCUCCAGAAAACCUGGAUAAGCAGACUAAGAAAAUAGCCCAGCAGAUCCUCGAAAAGCGAGCCUACAUCUGUGCCCAUCCCUUGGACAGGAUGUCCUGAGGCAGGGACAGUGCUGCUUCCCGCUCCCAGGCCACAGCUGAUACCAGACAGCACGGAGAACCCAGGGCCAUCCCAGCUGGAGUCACUGUUACCAGUGUGCACUGGAAGGGCUUCCUCCUGCCCCAGGGCCUUGGCUGGCUCUGCCCUGCAGCCUGCAUCUGACUGGAUUACAGCUGCGGAGAGUGAGAGCAUCGAUUUGCACUGCAGCUGUGGGACAUUCAAGACACCACAGGCUGGGGAUUUAGCUCAGUGGUUCUGGCGCCUGCCUCACAAGCACAAGAUCCCGAGUUUGAUCCCCGGUACCAAAAAAAAAAAAAAAAGACACCACAGUGGUGGCACCAGGCUUGCAGGGCUCAGCUGAGGCAGGGUAGUCAUUUCUACCGCACCACAGGCUAAGAAACAGUUUGGAAUCUGCGGCUGAGUCACACACAGAUACUAGGAGCAAAACGCAUUUUCAAAUGUGUCAGCCAUUUAACAAAAAAGAAUAUCCAGUGCUCCAAUUUGUGUGUCCCUUUCUAGCCUUACUAAACUAAUCACAUUCUCUCCCAGAACUGCCUGUGAGUAGCUAGCAGCACACCCCUGAGAGCCACUCUCUGGCAAUGCCUUCUGGUCCCCUCUAGCCCCAUUUUGGGAGAGGAGGAGCUGAACACCAACAGGUAGUGCACAGCCACAGGGCUUGUGCCAGAGCCCUAGCCUUUGACCCCUCUCAGGUGAAGGGGAAACUGCACUGCCCGGAGUAUACAGCGUCUGCUUAUUUGCAAGGAUUGGCCUCACUCUUGAAGAGAGAGUGGCAAGGUAUCUUUAGGUGGCACUAACAGGGCUUUGCAUUUCCUCAA
Messenger RNA from Heterocephalus glaber (naked mole-rat), 2788 nucleotides. RefSeq names its product acyl-CoA dehydrogenase family member 9 (gene Acad9). The record is from RefSeq and is a predicted model, not a curated record. NCBI's taxonomy places the organism in Eukaryota, Metazoa, Chordata, Mammalia, Rodentia, Bathyergidae. Gene Ontology annotation, molecular function: flavin adenine dinucleotide binding; acyl-CoA dehydrogenase activity.